UCUUUCCUCUUUGUUAGGAUUUACUCUCCGAGGCUUUGAAUUUCAGAUGAGCCAUUCAAAGAUUGUGUCUUUCCCAAAAUUACCUCCUUUGCAAACUUACAAAGAACCCAAGAGUGAGUCGGACGCGCCAAAGCUUCGCGUGACAUGCAAGUAGAUGGUUUUGUUUCUACAGCUGCUUCAUGCUCCUAAAAGGGCCAUGAACUGAGCUCCACUGCUUACAUUAUUCAUACUCAAUUCUUCAACACGUUCCUGCAGUACCCAUAAAAGCUCUCUCUCUCUCUCUCUCUCUCUCUCUCUCUCUCUCUACUUCUUCUUCCUUCUCUCUCCAGCUUUCCAUUAAUUUUUCUUUUUUCCUCCAUCAAUUUUCUUUCUUUUUUCUCUUUCCUAUUCUGCAUUGCUUGUUUUGAUUCGGAUUUUCUGGACACUAUUGUGUCCAAUUCCCCCACCCUCCUUUCUCCCUAAUCCCAUCCUUUUCACCAAAGCAUUAUUCGAUUUCGUCUUGGCCUCUCUUUCCUCUCUCUCUCUCUCUAUCUUUUUUUUUUUUUCAAACCAAGUUGCUAUUAUCCCCCUGUUUUCCCAAUUCUCUCAACUCUAUCUCUCUCAUUUCUGGUUUUGCCCUGCACUUCUCUGAGAGAAGGAUUGGAAAUGAAGAAGGUUAUUCUGAGAUUGGAUUUGCAUGAUGACAGAGCCAAGCAGAAGGCAUUGAAGACAGUCUCUACUCUUUCAGGCAUUGAUUCCAUCGCCAUGGACAUGAAGGAGAAGAAACUAACAGUGAUCGGGUCGGUGGAUCCAGUGAAUGUGGUGAGCAAAUUGCGCAAGUAUUGGCCAACAGAUAUGAUCUCAGUAGGGCCAGCAGUAGAGCCUAAGAAAGAGGAGCCAAAGAAGGAAGAAGCAAAGAAAGAAGAAGGAAAGAAGGAAGGAGAGGAAGCAAAGAAAGAAGGGGAAGAGGCGAAGAAGGAGGAACCCAAGAAAGAGGAGGAGAAGAAAGAAGGAGGAGGAGAGGAAGCUAAGAAAGAAGAGCCAAAGAAAGAGGAAGAGAAGAAAGAAGAAGAGAAGAAGAAAGAGGUUCCUCCUCCAGACCCCGUCUUAGAGCUUGUCAAGGCUUACAGAGCAUACAACCCUCACAUGACCACUUAUUACCAUGUGCAAAGCAUUGAAGAGAAUCCAAAUGCUUGUGUUAUUUGCUAAGCAAGCAAGAGCUCAGUAUGUUCCCCAGAAUGACGGACUCAAAUCAUCUUCCCAAUGCCAAUAGGAGGCCAGAACCCCAGACAUUAGGAGCUGUUCUACUCUGUAUAUAGAAUGGUAAUGCCUCAUUGAAAUGUUGAAUUAAACAUUAGUAAUGUGUGUAGAGAAAAUAAACAUGAAUUCUAAAUUUUGUUUUGAUCUCAUCGUAAGUGUACUUCAUAGUCUUGUUAGUGUGUAA
This is a messenger RNA of Rosa chinensis, 1423 nucleotides long. Its product is annotated as heavy metal-associated isoprenylated plant protein 39. The transcript has 3 exons. Gene Ontology annotation, molecular function: metal ion binding. The coding region runs from base 646 to 1188 and encodes 180 amino acids. The record is from RefSeq and is a predicted model, not a curated record. Lineage: Eukaryota; Viridiplantae; Streptophyta; Magnoliopsida; Rosales; Rosaceae.